AUGCACCGCUUUUUCGACCCCGCCCUCGCACCGCUGCACGCGCGCGUCCUCGACUUCCUCACCACCGACUUCAACCACGCAUCCCUCCUCGUCACCCUGCAGCUCAACCGUCACUUCCGCCAGCUGUCUAUCGAUAGGAUCGUCCGCAUCUUCAGCCAGAAGCCAGUCAAGUCGGACCCGCCGUCAGUCUCCAAGCCGUACACGCCCGAAGUCGGUGGAGGAUUCAUCAGGAUCCGCCAGUGCGACCACCCCGACCCCGACUUUGGCCCGAGUCUCCCCAUCAACGAUCCUCGGGAGCUGUUCCGCAUCAAGCCUCGCAUGGAGGUCUCUCCGUCUCUCAACCUCUUCAUGACGUCGUUCGAUCCAAAGACCCACAUCUGCACCUUCGAAGGCGCCUUCGACUACGACUGCCUCGAGUACGCGCUCUUCGUCGAGCCGUCGACGGGAAGGGAGUGGGGCUGUCCCGACGGCGUCCCCUGCGUCUUCCAAGCCGCCUCGAACUACUGGUUCCGCCCCGCUCUGGAUGGCAAGCACAGUCAAGCCGGCUUGCAGGUCGCCGCCAGCACCGACCUCUACCCAGCGAGGACGCCUGCGAUUUGGCCGAAGGCGCCGCAGGAGCGAGGUGGCAAGCUGGAGCAGCCGGGCUUUCGCUGCUGGAACGGAUGGACGGCCGACAUUAUCACGCAUCGACUUGACGAGCCUGGCAAAGUCGGCCCAAUCGAGCGCUACUCGGACUGGCCCAAAUGCCUCCUCAUCUUCGAAAAGCUCUACGUCCCGCUCAUCGACCUCCUCGUCCCGCCGAUGACCGCGGCAGACGAUCUUCCCGUCGACUUUGGCGAAGAGCUCGACGAGGCGGAGCUUGACGCGUACAUCGACGAGGACUACGACAAUCUGAGCUGGAUCAGGCCCUCCGAGGAGCGGCGUCUCGCUCGCGAGUUUGUUGCGGUCGGCGGCAUUGUCUGA
This is a messenger RNA of Rhodotorula toruloides NP11, 963 nucleotides long. RefSeq lists its product as uncharacterized. NCBI's taxonomy places the organism in Eukaryota, Fungi, Basidiomycota, Microbotryomycetes, Sporidiobolales, Sporidiobolaceae. Bases 1 to 963 code for a protein of 320 amino acids. The record is from RefSeq and is a predicted model, not a curated record. The transcript is spliced from 4 exons.